Molecule: messenger RNA, 624 nt
Organism: Postia placenta MAD-698-R-SB12
Lineage: Eukaryota; Fungi; Basidiomycota; Agaricomycetes; Polyporales; Adustoporiaceae
Exons: 6
Coding region: 1-624 (207 amino acids)
Biological process (GO): vesicle-mediated transport
Cellular component (GO): membrane
Source: RefSeq, a predicted model, not a curated record
AUGGUCAACUCAACAGAACAAUCCUUCCACUCCAACCUCACCCAGUUCCGCUGGGCGCAGCAGAACGGCGGCGGCGCACAGGCGCAGGAAGCGGACGCCCCCCCGGGGCGAUUCGCGCGCUUCUACAACGCCAUUGGCGGCAGCUACAUCCCCUUGCGCUCAACAGAGCGGUCGAACGACGAGGAUGCCUACUUUGCGCUGUCCAGAUGGGAGAGAUUGCUCGGAUUUGGCGGGUGCUUGAUCGGCGCGGCGGUCUGCUUCUUCGUCGCCUUCAUUACGCUGCCGCUCCUGGCCCUGCGGCCCGCCAAGUUUGCCCUCGCCUUCAGCCUGGGGAGCCUGCUGGUCAUGUUUGGCUUCUCGGUCCUCAUCGGGCCGCUGAACCAUCUCAAGCACAUCGUCUCGAAAGAACGCCUCCCGUUCUCCAUCGCCUACCUCGCGAGCCUCGGCCUCACGCUCUACUUCGCACUCGGGGCGCAUUCAUACAUCGGCUCGCUCCUCGGCGCAAUAGUACAGGUCGUCGCGCUCAUCUCGUACGUGCUUGUCUACUUCCCCGGCGGCGUCACAACCCUUCGCUUCGGCGGGCAGAUGGCGCUCCGCGGCGCAGGCAGCCUCCUGCCCAUCUAG